This is a messenger RNA of Rhizophagus irregularis DAOM 181602=DAOM 197198, 486 nucleotides long. Lineage: Eukaryota; Fungi; Glomeromycota; Glomeromycetes; Glomerales; Glomeraceae. The record is from RefSeq and is a predicted model, not a curated record.
AUGAAAAGUAAAGACUGGGAUAAACGGAUAUGCAUUUUAUUAUUUGUAAUUAGAACUGCAUUUACGAUUCCAUAUCUAAUAAUUCGACAAAUAUCUGUCGAAUAUAUUUCCGUAAGUGAAACAUCUAUUUGUUAUUACAAAUUUAUUGAUAUUGCCCCUUACGAUGUUGGAGGAAUUAUAUUAGAAGCAAGAGAAUAUUAUUCACAGCUGUUACAAGAAGGUCCAUCGAUGACUGUGAAAUGCAUAACAUACAUUUUGCUAUCUUACUUAAUCACCAUCGAUGCUGAAAUUGUUCAUGCCAUUGAAGUUGUGUCGAUGAAAAGAUUAUCAUUCUUUGAAUGUGCAAGCACUGUAUUAAAAAAUGAGAAUGAUGAUGAUGAUAGGAACCAUGAGAAUGAUGAGAUUAAAGAUGAUGAUGAGAAUGAAGAUAAUGAUCGAAAAAUUAAUGACACAGAAAUUUCAAAUAUGGAAAUCAUUACCCAUUAA